Coffea eugenioides is the source of this 1477-nucleotide messenger RNA. Its product is annotated as omega-hydroxypalmitate O-feruloyl transferase-like. Bases 5 to 1303 code for a protein of 432 amino acids. The record is from RefSeq and is a predicted model, not a curated record. The transcript has 2 exons. Gene Ontology annotation, molecular function: acyltransferase activity, transferring groups other than amino-acyl groups. NCBI's taxonomy places the organism in Eukaryota, Viridiplantae, Streptophyta, Magnoliopsida, Gentianales, Rubiaceae.
AGCAAUGGAGAAUGGUAAGAGCAACACAUUUGAGCUCACCGUCAAGCAGGGACAACCAACUUUGAUCCCUCCAGCUGAAGAAACACAGAAGGGCCUGUACUUCCUCUCAAAUCUUGAUCAGAACAUUGCGGUGAUUGUUCGUACAAUUUACUGCUUUAAAUCAGGGGAAAAGGGCAAUGAGGAAGCUGUAGGGAUGAUCAAGGAUGCUUUAUCAAAGGUUCUUGUUCAGUACCACCCUCUUGCAGGGCGUUUAACUAUUAGUCCUGAGGGAAAGCUGAUAGUGGAUUGUACCGGAGAAGGGGCUGUCUUUGUUGAGGCUGAAGCAGAUUGCACCAUUGAAGACAUCGGCGACAACACAAAGCCUGAUCCUGUUACUCUCGGAAAGCUGGUUUAUGAUGUUCCAGGCGUGAAAAACGUACUGGAGAUUCCUCCUUUGGCUGCUCAGGUGACUAAGUUCAAGUGUGGAGGAUUUGUUCUUGGGCUGUGCAUGAACCACUGCAUGUUUGAUGGGAUUGGUGCAAUGGAAUUUGUCAACUCCUGGGGUGAAGUUGCCAGAGGACUGCCUUUAAAAGUGCCUCCAUUUAUGGACAGAACCAUACUCAAAGCCCGAAAUCCUCCCAAGAUAGAAUUUCCCCAUCAUGAAUUCGCUGAAAUUGAAGACACAUCAAAUACUGCUGAACUCUACAAGGAGGAAAUGCACUACAGGUCAUUCUGUUUUGACCCAGAAAAACUCGAAAAGCUCAAAAGGAAAGCUUUGGAAGAUGGAGCUCUGGCCAAAUGCACCACAUUUGAAGCCCUGUCAGCAUUCAUAUGGCGAUCUCGUAGCCAGGCCCUGAAGAUGAAGCCUGAUCAAAAGACAAAACUUCUCUUUGCAGUUGAUGGAAGAUCAAGAUUUGAUCCCCCAAUUCCAGAAGGCUACUUUGGCAAUGGAAUUGUGCUUACAAAUUCACUUUGCAGCGCGGGUGAGCUAGUCGGGAAUCCACUUUCAUUUGCAGUGAAGCUAGUCCAAGAAUCAGUCCAAAUUGUCACAGACAGUUAUAUGAGAUCUGCUAUAGACUACUUCGAAGCAACUAGAGUAAGGCCUUCUUUGACUGCAACGCUUCUCAUCACAACCUGGUCUAGGCUAUCUUUCCAUACUACUGAUUUUGGAUGGGGAGAACCUGUUUUAUCAGGGCCUGUAGCCCUUCCAGAGAAGGAAGUAAGCCUGUUUCUGUCUCAUGGAAAAGAAAGGAAAAGCGUCAAUGUGCUUCUGGGGUUGCCAGCUGCUGCAAUGAAAACGUUUGAAGAGCUUAUGCAGAUCUAAAGCUCAGAACCUUUUGUUACUGAAUCUUUCAUCCUGCAUUUUAUUCUACCUAUUGUCAUUAUUUAUGUUCUGUAUUUGUUUCCACAACACUUACAUUUCCUGAUCCAGGAAUGUAUUCCAAGCUAUGUUUCUGGCUAAAAAAGAUUAUGUAAGAUUAUCGUUCCUGAUUUUGUA